This is a messenger RNA of Neodiprion virginianus, 1600 nucleotides long. RefSeq names its product probable chitinase 2. Gene Ontology annotation, cellular component: extracellular region. Gene Ontology annotation, molecular function: chitin binding; chitinase activity. Bases 337 to 1512 code for a protein of 391 amino acids. Gene Ontology annotation, biological process: carbohydrate metabolic process; chitin catabolic process. The transcript is spliced from 5 exons. NCBI's taxonomy places the organism in Eukaryota, Metazoa, Arthropoda, Insecta, Hymenoptera, Diprionidae. The record is from RefSeq and is a predicted model, not a curated record.
GGUCGUUUCAUCUGGCUUUUUCCGGCUGCCAGGAUACACGCAGGGCGAUGUCGGUUAAAUCCAGCUACGCAGUAACUCCAUAACAAUUUAACUUUGAUUCGUAUACUCGUAUUACGAAUCUCUUUGUUAAUGGGAAGGGAGAAAGAGGUGGACAUCAUACCACGUUUAUAUAUAACCGUAACGUUUUCUAGAACGUCAACUUUGGCGUCCUAUCUGAACAAGAGAUGUGCUUUGGAUGUAUUCCAAAAUACACAUCAUACGUGUGGAAAGUUUGUAUAUAAUAUAUUUACAAUUCAAGUGAAGUGAAUCGUGUGUGACGGUGUUUCGCUUAUAAGAAUGCGGCUGCUCAUCGCAUUUUGCAUCCUGGGACUCAGCUGGCUCACUGUAGUUAAAACUGAACCUGAUAAAAUAGUCUGCUACUUUGGAAGUUGGGCGGUUUACCGUCCUGGAAAUGGAAAAAUCGAGAUAUCGAACCUGGACCCGAGCCUCUGCACCCACAUGAUUUACACGUUCGUUGGAAUCACAGAAGCGGGCGAAGUCAAGGUGUUGGAUCCGUGGGCCGACUUACCCGACAACGGGGGCAAAGCUGGUUUCCAGAAAUUCAACGCCCUGCGGGAGCGGCAUCAUGGAAUGAAAACUCUCGUGGCAAUCGGGGGUUGGAACGAAGGCUCUGAGAAGUAUUCCAGAGUCGCUGGGAAGCCGGCUCUACGGUCAUAUUUUGCUGACAACGCGGUAAAUUUUGUACUCAAAUACGGAUUCGACGGCCUCGACAUCGACUGGGAAUAUCCAAAUCAGCGAGGUGGCACCCCGGCGGAUGUCAGAAACUUUGUUCUCCUCUUGAAGGAACUUAGGGCUCGGUUUGACGAGCACCAUCUUAUCUUGACCGCGGCUGUUGCCGCAGCCAAAAUCUCUGCCAGCUUAUCAUACGACAUUCCGACAAUCUCGAAGUACCUUCACUUCAUCAACAUCAUGACCUACGACUUCCAUGGUUCCUGGGAUCCCGUCACUGGUCACAAUGCUCCUCUCUAUCCAGCAACGCGAGAGACGACAGCAACUGCUCGAGGUCUUAACGUCAAUGCAUCGGUGCAUUACUGGCUCAGCCAGGGCGCACCAGCCGAAAAACUUGUCCUGGGAACAGCUCUUUACGGGAGGACCUUCACUCUUUCGAAUUUCGCCAAAAACGUGCCUGGAUCUGAGGCUUCUGGGCCUGGCACAGCAGGUCCGUAUACCAGGCAACGGGGAAUGCUGGGAUACAACGAGAUCUGCGAACAAGAGGUAAAGCUCACGUGGACUACAGCUUGGGACGAGCAGCAGCGGGUGCCUUAUGCCCACAACGGCAAUCAGUGGGUCAGCUACGACAACGUCAAGAGUAUCACGGAAAAGGCAAAAUACGCCAAAAAGAUGAGGCUCGGAGGCGCCAUGGUUUGGAGCAUUGAAACUGACGAUUUUCGGGGCAUCUGCGGAGAUAAGUAUCCUCUUCUCAACGCUCUGAACCACGUGCUUCGAGUUUGAUCUCCCGUGUCAAGAAUAACAGCGAUUCUAAUUUAAAGUACUAACUUUAUGUACAGGCUCUGAAUAAAUUAAAUCCGAGUCUCGAUUA